Molecule: messenger RNA, 1829 nt
Organism: Brassica oleracea var. oleracea
Lineage: Eukaryota; Viridiplantae; Streptophyta; Magnoliopsida; Brassicales; Brassicaceae
Product: probable transcriptional regulator SLK1
Exons: 10
Coding region: 104-1672 (522 amino acids)
Biological process (GO): positive regulation of transcription by RNA polymerase II; negative regulation of transcription by RNA polymerase II
Cellular component (GO): nucleus; transcription regulator complex
Source: RefSeq, a predicted model, not a curated record
CUUGGAGUUUCUUGGUUUUGGGAAUUGGGAUUGGUGCGAGUCGGAGUCGGAGUCGGAGUCUACUUGAUCGAUUUUGAAAGUUUGUUCCUUUAGUUCAGUUCCGAUGGGGGACAACGUGGAUAAGAAGAAGGCCAGGUUAGAAGAAGCUGAGCAAGACGACAUGCUGCACUACAAUCAGUAUCAGGACCCCACGGGGGGACAAGAUCUGCAGUUGCAAGCUUGGACGAGGCAACAGAACCAGUUUCUUCAAUCUAUGACUCUUCCACAACAGCAGUACAUCCAGCACCAGGACCCCACCGUAAGGAAUCCGCAGUUGCAAGCUUUGUUUCACCGGCACAGGCUGAGGCAGCAGCAGCUGAGACGGCUACUACUACUGCAACAACAGAUCCCUCCUAAUGUAUGUCCUUUUGGAGGUGGUAUGUGCGCUCAUCGGAAAUUUAUGAUGUUCUUGCAUCACAUAAAGCAACGACCUGAGGAUAAUUGCAUUACCUUUUGGAGGGAAUUCGUGGCUGAAUACUUCUCACCUCGUGCAAAGCAAAGGUUGUGCUUUUCACAGUACAAUGGUGCUGGGCACAUGCUUGGCACCUUACCCCAGGGUAUGUGGCAGUGUAAUCUCUGCGGCACCAAGUCUGGAAAAGGAGUUGAGGCAACUUUCGAUGUGCUUGCCAGACUAUUUGAAAUCAAAUUUGCUAGUGGCUUCGUUAACGAGCUCUUAUCCCUGGAAGAUCCACGAGAAUGCAGAGUUCCCAGUGGACUGAUUGUAUUAGAAUAUAGAAAACUAGUUCAGACAAUUGAAUAUGAGGAGUGUCGUGUUGUUCAUGAGGGCCCUUUUCGGAUCAUAUUCUCUCAAGAUUUAAAGAUCCUGCGUUGGGAGUUUUGUGCUCGGCGUCAUGAAGAGUUUCUUCCCCGCAGACUUAUUGCUCCCAAGGUGAACCAGUUGCUUCAGGUUGCACAGAAAUGCACGAUUUCGGAAAGUGGGUCAGAGGGAGUUGCUCAGCAGGAUUUACAAACAAACAGUAACAUGGUCUUGGGAGCUGGACGGCAGCUGGCAAAGUUCAUGGAGUUGCAGCCUCUGAAUGAUCUUGGUUAUCCGAAAAGAUAUUUCAGAGCUCUACAGACAUAUGAAGUUGUCAAGAGCAUGAAGGCUCUGAUGGAUUUCACAGAGAACCACAAAAUUGGCCCUAUCGAGGGGUGGAAACGGCUUUCGGAACAGACAGAGACAAUGAGGCUCCAGAGACAGAGAAUGCAAGAGAUGGAGCACUUAUGGAAUAGUGGAGCUAUGAAUAGGUCAGCUCAAGCUCAGAUGGACGGCCUAACUGGCAACAACAAUCACCAUCAUAGCUCAGCUCAAGCCGCUGCUGCUCUGACCAACAACCAAAGCAUGCUUAUGAGGCUAAAUGCUAUGAAUAACCCAUACUCAGAUACGGGCGCCCAAGAGGGAUUCUCGUCGAGUCAGCAUCCAACCCCAAACUUAAACCAGAGUCCAUAUUGGUCUCAUCAGAGGCAGAACUUAGCAACAGGUGGAUUUCUCAGCUCUCCCCAGAUGCAACAGCAGCAGCAGCGCACCAUGCAUGGCACUCUCAACACGUUUCAGCAGACACAUUUUCCAGAAGAUGCCACAGAAAUACCUGUCGAUUUCUCAGACGACAACUUCAACGACAGUGAUAAGUAGGGUAGCUUGUAGAACAGAACAGAGGCGUUGCUACUUUGACUUCUAACAAAGUGAAAGGGGGUUUUAGGCUUAAUUCUUCUCAUUUAGGUUUGGUUUGUUGGUCUUUGUAUAGAAAACCAAAAGGGUUAUGAGACCAGUGAAGGAAGUUGUAACCUAC